Haliaeetus leucocephalus (bald eagle) is the source of this 465-nucleotide messenger RNA. It is a transcript of the gene PIERCE2, whose product is annotated as chromosome unknown open reading frame, human C15orf65. Gene Ontology annotation, biological process: axoneme assembly. The coding region runs from base 10 to 363 and encodes 117 amino acids. Gene Ontology annotation, cellular component: axonemal microtubule. The transcript has a single exon. NCBI's taxonomy places the organism in Eukaryota, Metazoa, Chordata, Aves, Accipitriformes, Accipitridae. The record is from RefSeq and is a predicted model, not a curated record.
GGAAAGAAGAUGACUUCUGCUGAGAAACUGCCAUCAAGUCUGAACACAGAGCAAAACCAAUCUCCUCAUCUGCCUCUCUGUGCAAAUCCUGGCAACCCGGUGUUUUCCUGUAUGCUGGACCCCAAAACACUCAUCACCAAUGGUUCUUCGACAAAGCCUCAGGUUUUACUGUUUAAAACAACUUCAAGUGAAUAUGGUGCUAUACCACCUGUCUCACAGUUGGUUCCCUGUAUUUAUCAUCCAGUGGAUCAAACCUUUUCAAAACACUUACUCGCUUGUGGGUCAUUUGAAGAUAGUUAUUUAAACACUGCUAUUGACAGAAGUAGAGUAUAUGACUACCCCAAUUUCCAGCAUACUCUGUAAAAAUGCAUCUCCAUCUUUUUGUCAGACUUAGACCAGACACUUAGCUUUAAGAAAAGAAACCUAUUAUUUCAGUCAUUCUGGGAAUAACUGUCUGUAUCUGAU